AUAAUACUUCAGUGUAAUAAAAAGCUUGGUACAGGACAAUCAGGGUGCCAUCAUUUUUUAAAUGAUCUAAAUAGUCCAUCAAGGAUAUUUUCUAGGUGCUUUGAGGAGACCAGUUCUUGUUGGUAAAAGGUGAAAUUGUUAGGAGUUUCAAAACUGUUUCCAUACCUAAAUUGUUAAAUAUCUCUUUUGAUUUUCUGGCCAUUUUUGAGACGUGAGCACAAACAUUUAUUGUGGUUUAGUUUGAUUUUCUUUCUAGCUUUAUGGGGCUUAGAAUUAGUACUUAAAGGUCACAAAUUAUACACAAAAUCUAUUUUAUCAACUGAGCCAUGAUCACAAAUGAUGGGUUGAUAACUGUAUGAAUGUACACAUUUUGGUGGAUUUUCUGUCAUAAACUUAAAAACCCAGAUUUAUAGAUAUUUUGUUUUUACAAAAUAAUGUAAAUAUUUGUUGUUUAUGUUGUUAUCUUGAGAUCCUGAUCUUACUGUGAUAAUUUCCGUACCAACUGUAUGGAGAAUUUUCAAGUCUUGCCUCAGUUAGAUUUAGAUCUGGACUUUGACAAGGCCGAUUUCAACAAAUGAAUAUGCAUUGAUCUUAACCUUCCCAGUUUAUGUUUUGGGUCAUCGCACUGCUGGGAGGUACAACCUCCACCCCAGGCUCGUCUGUCCUCCUAGCAUCUCCAACCAGUUUCUAUGUUCCUGCCAAAGAAAAUCAUCCCCACAGCAUGAUGGAGCCACCACCUCAAGAUGGUGUGCUUAUGGUGAGGUACAGUGUUCGUUUUCCAUGAUAAAUACUGUUUACAUACAAAAAGUUUGAUUUUGGUCCCAUCUGACCAGAAUGUCUUCGUCUAUAUUGUUGGUUUAUUGUUUGCAGACAUUGAUAAAUAAAUAGUGAGACAUAGAUUUCAAGUUUGAACAUUGGACUUCUUUUUGCCUGUGUAGAAAAUAUGCCCACACUGCCCCAGUGGCUCUUUGGCUUUUUUGUUGCUGAAAGUGUUUGGUUUGACGACUACACACAUGUUUGCAGCAUCCCCUUACAUGGCUUCUGGCAAACACUAAACAGGGUUUUUGAUGGUUUUCUACCUGCCACUCUUCCUAAAGAAAGCCAGAUUUGUGUUGAGUUUUCCUGUCAACAGAUUUUCCACCUGAGCAGUCAAUCUCUGCAGCUCCUCCAGACUAACUUUGGGUCCUCUGGCUGCCUCUCUGCUUAAUGCUAGACAAAGCUGGACUUCAGAGACCAUCUUUGACUUUGACUGGGCCAAAAAGUCAAUCAACUUAGGUAAUUCAAAUUAGGUAACUUCUUAACUUAAAACAGGUGGUUGCACUUUAUUUAGGGGUAUCAGAGUAAAGGAGACUGAAUACAAAUGCACACCACACUUUUCAGACUUUUGCUUGGAAAAAGUAAAAAGGAAGCAUAAAUAAUUCAACUAUCUGCUGCUUGGGCUGGUUUGUCAGAUGAACUCUCAAUAAAACACAUUGAAGCGUGUGGUUGUGAUGUAACUAAAUUUGAACAAAAUUCAGUAAAUCUAAAAACUCCAGAACUUGUCAUCUAUGUUAAUCUGACGAGUCUAAUCAUCAGCCAGUUUGACUUUAAAAGUGGUUAAUUUUCAAGAAAGACGACGACGUGAGGAUGAAUCUUGAGAGAAGGCAGGCAGAUGCUCUUGGAUCAUGAAAAUGGUCAGUGCGCGCACCAAAGGGAGCGCGUCUUCGCUCCCAGAGAGAGAGAAAGGGAGGGAGAGAGAGGGGGAGAGAGCUAGAGGGAGGAAUAGGAGGGUGAACGGAUCGUCUCUCAUCCACAGAUACUUUCAGCGGCGGCUGAACGCUUUAACCGCGCAGGAACGUUUAUUCCAGCCAACUCUCUUCUUCUUUCUCUUCUUCUCCCGUGGGUUUAGAGUUGACUUUCUUCGGAGCUUCUUGAAGCAGCAGAAGCAACACAUGCCUCCCUGCAGAGAGGAGCCGCGGCUGUGAUUCAGAGCGCAGCUCCGUCUCCAUCACCGCCAUCACCGCCUCACGUCCUGCCGUGAGGAUGUCUGCGCCGCCGCUCAAUAAGUCUCCGCUGUUUUUCCCCGAUUAACCGUUGAUGGCGGCGGAAUGGAGAUAGCCUUGGUGAGCUUUGAGAACGGCGGCGCUAAGGGGAGCGGCGGCGGCGGAGGAGGAAGCAAUGCCGAGGAGACCUGCCGGAACGCACUGGAAGUCCCUCAGCAGGGCUUCGUUCAAAGUGGGCUGGGAGAGGAGUUCGGUAAGGAGUUGAAUACCCGGGGGAGUCCUCAGCAGCCGAAGCAGCAGCAGCGCAGCCCCUGGAAGAUCAACGACAUGAACAACACUCUGAGCUGCAGCGAGAACGCCAUGGAUGCGCUUUUACGCGCGGACCACAGUCCCCACCUGUUCGACGAGGACAUGCUGGACAUGGACAUGGACACGGAGAACAACGAGAGGGUUCUGAUCAACAUAGCCGGGCUCAGGUACGAGACCCAGCUCGGCACCCUUAACCAGUUCCCAGACACUCUGCUGGGAGACCCGGCCAAGAGAAUCAAGUACUUCGACCCGCUCCGAAACGAGUACUUCUUCGACCGCAACAGGCCGAGCUUCGACGGGAUCCUUUACUUUUAUCAGUCUGGGGGGAAGAUCCGCAGACCCGUGAACGUGUCCAUCGACGUGUUCGCGGAUGAAAUCCGGUUCUACCAGCUGGGAGAGGAGGCCAUGGAGAGGUUCCGAGAGGAUGAGGGGUUUAUAAAGGAGGAGGAGAAGCCGCUGCCGCAGAACGAGUUCCAGAAGCAGGUCUGGCUUAUCUUCGAGUACCCAGAGAGCUCCAGCCCGGCGCGGGGCAUCGCCAUCGUAUCUGUGAUCGUCAUCACCAUCUCCAUCAUCACCUUCUGCCUGGAGACCCUGCCGGAGUUCCGGGACGAGCGGGAGCUGGCGGUCAGCAACCGGCUGGACAACAGCACUGCGCCGCGGCCCUCCCUCACCUUUACCGACCCCUUCUUCAUCAUCGAGACCACCUGUGUCAUCUGGUUCACCUUCGAGCUGAUCGUUCGCUUCUUUGCCUGUCCCAGCAAGUCCGAGUUCUCCAAGACCAUCAUGAACAUCAUCGACAUCAUGGCCAUUAUGCCUUACUUCAUCACGGUGGGAACGGAGCUGGCGGAGCAGCAGGGCCAGGAACACCAGAACGGCCAGCAGGCCAUGUCCCUGGCCAUCCUGAGGGUCAUCCGCCUGGUCCGGGUCUUCAGGAUCUUCAAGCUCUCCAGGCACUCCAAAGGUCUGCAGAUCUUGGGUCAGACCCUAAAGGCCAGCAUGCGGGAGCUGGGCCUCCUCAUCUUCUUCCUCUUCAUUGGGGUCAUCCUCUUCUCCAGCGCUGUGUACUUCGCAGAGGCGGACGAGCCGGAGUCCCACUUUUCCAGCAUCCCGGACGCCUUUUGGUGGGCCGUGGUCACCAUGACGACGGUGGGCUACGGUGACAUGCGGCCGGUGACGGUCGGGGGGAAGAUCGUGGGCUCCCUGUGCGCCAUCGCCGGCGUGCUGACCAUCGCGCUGCCGGUGCCGGUCAUCGUGUCCAACUUCAACUACUUCUACCAUCGGGAGACGGAUCAGGACCAGUCCAGCCUGAAGGACGAACCCAGCGGUGGCCCAGAGAGCCCAGAGGUGAAGCGCAAAGGAAGCAAGUCAUCGGUGAAGUCUCAGGGUGUGGAGAAGAACGAGGCUGACGGCGCUUCGGCGGAGAAGGCGAACAUAAAAGCCAACAGCAGCAUGGACUUCAAGAAAUCCCUUUACGCAUUCUGCCUGGACACACGGGAGACGGACCUGUAGCCCCGCAGGGUUCAGGCUCGGUCUGAUCCAUGAACUCCUGCAGGAGCGCUGUUCAAACUAAACCAUAACAAGCACACUUUAAUCCCACAUCCAUCAGCCAGCGGAGCGGCCCUUUAAAUCUGCAGGAGAACCUCCACAGCAUGAACUCUGUGGGCUGCAGGAUGAAUUAGUGGGAAAUGGGACAUCAGGACUCUGCAGAGGAUAAUCAGGGACAAUCAGGACUUGGGAUAAUUACUGGACAUGGCGGAGGAUUAACCACACUCUGUGUACAUAAUGUAGGAAGAGAGAGGAAAAAAAGAUUUUACUCCUUCCUACACUUAGCCGUGAUGAUUACAUCAAGCAGAUGUGUACAUAUUCCCAACAUCAAGGUGGAGAUGUUAAUUUCUUCUGUUUUUGGAAGGAUAGAGGUCUAUUUUUGAGAUCCAGACACUCAGGUUUUAUGGAAGACUGGACCUGAGACUGAGUGGACCUCAGCCUUGUUUGUGUCCGAUACGUUUAAACUAAAAAACCUUUUAUUUAUGAGGGGGAAAAAUGGACAGAAAAUAAAGAAAAGCAGCCAAGAGACGACAGAGCAGAGAACAUCUGGAGAAAUCAACUCUAAUACCAGAGACUCGAAGCCCUGCCCUCCAACCAUCAGGGGAGACAAUCGGACCGCAGGAAUGGAGCCAUUUGAUGCGCUUCCAGUCAGUAUCAACAUUCCUGUUCGUGGAACUCUGUGCCUUCAACCAAAACUCAUCCUGUGUUUUUGGAUUUUUACUCUUCCCUCGGAGCAGCUUUCUGAAGAGUAUUUUCUUCCUGAUGGAUGAAGGAGGGCCUGGGAAUCAAGCUGCUGUCUCUUUGUGGAAAUGAAGAAAAAACAAUCAACCAUGUCCAGGAUUUUCAUCUUUGGAUCAUUUUAACGUGUUUCUUUUUUUUUUUUACAGAUUGUGUCAGUGAUUUACUUCCUAUCGGAGGAAAUCCCUUGCUGUGCAAUAUAAGUCCAUAUUUCUGUGAAGUUGUCAUGUGGAUGUAGAAUCUGGACGAACAUUUUGGUUUAUUUUUGUAAUAAUGUUUUCCUGAUUUCUAUUUUUCUAAAAUGAUGUGAGACAGAUGAAAGGAAAAAAAUGAAAAUUAACCAUAUCAAAAAAUUUUAAAGGAUGGAUGUUUGGAUGUUUUUCCUCUGAUACACCCCCUUCCAAAGCCAUAGCCUAUCUCAGAUACCAGAGACGAUACAUUCAGGGUCACACAGUUUGGGGCAGACCCAUCAGCUCGUCUAAGCUGGGGGUACUUUUUAGAUUAUGUCUUCUGUAAGUUCAGGCGCCUAAAUCUGAAGUAUUUAGAAUGCUCUACCUUUGUGUGGCCUGUUCUUCUUGCUGUUCUCUUGUACCGACAUAUCAAUACGAAAAUGGGAAGUCACAAAAAGGACUGAGUGCGUUCUCCAGAAAAAGAUGAAAGACACUCUCAGUUCUCAAACAGAGUCUAAAGUAAAUGAAAAAAAUCAAGUUAAAUUUCCACUGCAUUUCUUUUGAAUUUUGUUUUAUUUUCUAGAUAACUCACAAACUGACAGAAAUAAAACAAAACACACUUUAAAACCUGUGUCUCAACAUUUUUUCACCUGUACUUUCCUAAAACUUAAUGGUUACUUUCUUGGAAAAUGCAGGUUAGUUUUGGAAAACCAUAUGGUUACAUAUGGGCACCUUACAUUUUAUUUUCUUAUAAACUACAGGUUACUUUGCUGGAAAUUACACAUUACUUUCUCAAAAACUGUUGUUCUUUAAAUUAUGAGGUACUUUCCCUAAACAUAGACAUGCAUUUUCCUGUAAUAUACUAUUGAAUUUGUUGAACCUAUAGCUUACUCUAAUAAAACUUACAGGCUUCUUUCCAGAAAUUGCAAGUUACUUGUCAAUUCUUUAAAGAUAAAAACCUAAGUCUCUUAUUCUUCCUUUAGGUUUUUAUAUCUUAACCUUUGUGUGAAUCUGCUUGCUUCAACUUUCCUGUCAAUUUGCUGCUAGUACACCAGCAUUUCCCCACAGAGAGACAAUAAAGGUUAUUUUCAGAACCAAUGUGUUCUGGAAAUGAAACAGCAAGUUUCAUAAAUACCUUGUAGGUUUCAGGAAAGUAACCAAUACAUCUUGGAAAAAUAAACUGUAACUCUUGGGAAAGCCCUCAGUAAGUUCCAGGAAAUCAAUCUGUAAGCUUUGGGAAACCUCUAGGUCCCUGAAGCACCUUUUAAGUUCCAGGAAAAUAACCUGUUCAUAAAUAAAAAAACGUCCAUGAAACUGACCAAUAAGACCUAGCAGGUUAUCCUGUAAGUUCCUGAAAAGUAACCUAUAAGCUCCAGGAAAGAGCCUACAUAGUCACACUAAAGGGAUUUUUGAGUCCCUGGAAAAUGAACGCCAAGCUUUUGAAAAUUAAUAGAAAGUAACCUGCAAGUCCUGGCAGUACCCUUUAAGAUACAUGGAAGUAACCAACAUCCCCAGGGAAAGUAACCGAAAAGUCCCAUUAAAAUAGCCUCUGAGCUUUAGGAACGUAACAAGUAAGUUACUGAAAACCAUGGAAGGCAAAUUGUAAGUUCUGAAAACACCCUUUAAGAUCCAGGGAAAUAAACCUAUAGGUUUUAGGAAAAUAUAAGUGGUUUUAUGUUUUUCUACCAUUUUUUCUGUUAUUUGAUUGUCAAACAAAAAUGGUUAAUCAACGAAUUGUUACAUUUUAAAUUAAUGAUUUAAAGUAAAAAAAAAAAAAAAAAGAGAGAAAGCUUUAAACCCAUUAAAUUGAUGUUUGUUUUUAAAAAUUUAACUUCAAAAUAAAAGAAUUGCUUAAACGGCUGUUGGGUUGCAGCCACAGCCAACAUUUUUGCACCGACAUAAGCUUGUUUUUAUGAUUUUCCAACUUCAAUAUUUUUGUUAGUAGUUUACUUUUUUUUUCAAUUGGUUACAAAUAAACCUGCCAAAAUAGUGAGAAAAGAGCUUUGGUCUUUUCAUAAUAAGGGCGGGCAUGUGAAGUGUGGAGACAACCUGCCACUAUGUAGGUCAUAGUAUGGCGAUACUCAAGCUUUUCUCACAUAAUUCCAUAAAAUGGAAAAAAAGGAAGCAUUUUAAUCCACAGCAACUUGACGAAGAUAAUGAGGUUUAAUUGGCAGCUAACAACCUCAUUUAAAAAGUCCAAGCAGUUUUCAUUAAAAUGGCUCUGUUUGAGAAUCUACUCCUGUUCUCUUAGUUGUUCUCAGUUUUCUGCACUUAUAAACUGUGUUCUAUGUCCUUGAUGCUGCUAUCCAUGUACUGUGUAGAUCAAUGUUCAGCCUAAGUUCUGGCACAAUAUCCUUUGUUAGCACUCCUUAAAUGUUUUUACUGGAUCAUUGUGGAUCAUGAAGUCAAAUCCAUGUAUCCGUGGUAACUCUGGUUCAGUUUGUGCCUCCAGUGAAGCAAAUUCAGAGAUGUAUAUUUAUUUUUAUGUGUAGUAUUUCUAAAUUACACGCAAAAAAAUCCCUUUAGCACCAAAUGUACAUGGGCAUUAUAAAGUACAGUGAAUUUUAAGCAUGAACAUCCAUAAACUCAGGGUUGAUGUAAAAUUAUUCUGAGUCAGGGCAUAAAAUAGAAAAGACAGCCAAAUAUAUCAAAUAUUAAAUAUUUACUGUGCUAUAAACAAUCAUUUAUCAACAUGCAACUUUGAGGGUUUUUUUAUUACCUUGAUUCCCUUAGAAUAUUAGCAGAUAGUUAAGAGGUUGAGACUAUUGCAGAUGUGCAAUGGCUAAAUCCUCCAAGGAUUAGAAAGAGAUCCAUCAGGGGCAUUCAGUUUGAAGUUUUUCUUGAAGAGUAGGCUGGGGCCUUCAGAAUACAGAUAUUCUGAAAGAUGACUCCUCCAAAAGCCUGGUCCACUAAAGGCUGGAUCCUUUGUAGACCCAAUCCUUGACCAUGUGUAGAGUAUAUACAAUCUAUCACUGCCUAAAUCCAGCUAUGGGGUGUUCCACCAAACUGGUUCUAGUUCUUUCUUAGAACCAGUAUUUUUUCCCACUCAGUCUGGCACUGUUAGAUUGGUUUUGUACCAGCAUCAUAAAGACAAACAGAACACAAAACUGUGGCAAUCAAAGUGAUGGGAAAAAAGGGUCUUUCUUAAUGAUAAUGAGGUCUCUGAUCUUGAAAAACUACCAAUAGCUGGGUCCCAAUUCAGAAACUUCAUUCUCCAAAGGAAGGACACUUUAAAGGUCUUGCCCUUCCAAAGAUUACUUGCUUGAAAGCCAGGCCCUCUUAAAGAUACUUCAAAGUACAGGUCUUUAUAAUGACAGGUUCUUCAAAUACAGAUCAAAAGAUCCAGCCCUUCAAAGUUCAGCCCCCUCCAAAAAGAGGUUGCCUUUGAAAGCUGAUUUCUCCAUAUGCCGCUCUUGCAUCACUUUCUCUGGCCUUCACACUAAAGUUUGGUCCCCCUCCCCAAACCUGGGCUCCUAUCCUGAACCCAGGACAACAGACCAGUUUGUUCCCCCCUGUCGGUGGGCAUAGCCAAAAUGACCAGAAUUUAUAGGAUGUUUCUCAAAACUAAGGAAGCUUUUAAAGCUAAGACAUGAUUAUGAGCUGGACCCCAUUUCAAGGGCUUAAUCCUUCCAAGGACAAAUCCUUUAAAGGCCUUGUCCUUCGAAAGAUGAUUCCUGCAAAAGCUGGGUCCUCUAAAAGUUGAGUCCUUCAAAGGAUGUGUCCAGUUGCCGGUCCUAUGUAGGACAUGUCCACUUAAGGACAAAUUCGUCUUAUGACAGGCACUCCAAAAGACAAGCUUUCUGUACAAUCAUUCCUUCAGACGUUCAGCUCUCUAAGGGCUGGGUUCUCUAAGAGGAAGGAAUUUUAAAAGCUGACACAGAUAACUUAAAAUGCAUCACCACCAAAAACAUCCUGAGGCUCAGGUAUUUUUGGGGGGUUCAGAGUAAUGGGAACUCAUCAGGUGUUUCUCAAUAACAUGAAUGACUCUGAUGGUGAGUAACAACCAUGAGCUGGGUCUCAAUUCAGGACGUUCAACCUGCAACUGAUAUGUCCUCCAAAUGAUUAGCUCUUCAAAGGGUGAUUCCUCUGAAAGACAAGUCUUUCUAAGAACCAAUCCUUCUAAUGGCAGCUAUCCAACAGAUGGGCCCUCAGAAAGAUACCUCCAAAAGCUUGCACCUCUAAAUGUGGGGUCCUCUGAAAGACCCAUCUUUCAGAGGAGAUAUACAGUUAAUGACAGCCCCUCCAUAAAAUUUGUUACUUAAAGGUCAGAACCUCCAGACGUCUUGUGCUGUAAAUCAAUGAUCAGGCUUUAUAAGGGCUGAGGACUCUGAUGACCUUGGAGAGCUGAAGAGAUGGUUUUGUCAAUUACAAAUUAACUGUGACAUUUAGACAUCUGUUUGUUAAUAAGACAAAUCCAAUGAUUCAUGCCUCCCGGCAAGAUUUUUGUGGAACCCAAAAGAACUGACUCUAGAAUCAGACAUUAUUCAGACCUAAUCAGCUUUUGGUGCAAAAACACCACAUUUAUUUCAUUGUUGACAGUUGGAUCCCUGGCUUCUCAGCAUAUGCAGUAGUUUCAUGAAAUCCAGAGUUUAGAGAUAAAGCCUUGAUGCGCAUUAGUAGUUUUCUUGUGUUGUAUCUCAUUUAGACACAAAAUUAAAAUUUCCAACGAAACAUUUUUAGUUUGGAUGAUGUCCUUCAGCAGCUGUCAGAGAAAUCUGCUUCACUGCAAACAUUUUUCUGUAAUCCUACAAAAGCAGACCCUUAGAGGCACAAACUGGGAAUCCACAAACUCGGCUGCUUAAAAAAUAUAUAUUUUCAGAGUUUGUAGACUCACCUGCUCAGUGUACAUUUCGUUCUGCAUGAAUUUAUGUGGAUCCAUCCUCAACGUUCAGGUCCAGCUGAACAUGUUGUGUUCGGCCUUCAGUCGUUAUUCACCUUUCUUGUGGAGUCAGCAAACUGCAGAUCUUCAAGUACCUUCGCUGAUAACAUCCCCCUCAGAAAACAAAGCUGCCAAAACAUGUCUGAAGAAGCCAAGUCUCUCUGUGUAUCAGUGGUUUUAAGUGUUUUACAUCAUCCUGUUAAUGUUUCAUCGUGUUUUUAACAACAAUCCUGUUUGUUACGUUGUUGGUCAUAUAUGCAGACGAGUUAUCAAAUAAGCUGAAAUAAACUUUUAAGAUUCACUGAGAA
Molecule: messenger RNA, 9931 nt
Organism: Girardinichthys multiradiatus
Lineage: Eukaryota; Metazoa; Chordata; Actinopteri; Cyprinodontiformes; Goodeidae
Product: potassium voltage-gated channel subfamily A member 1
Exons: 2
Coding region: 2088-3800 (570 amino acids)
Biological process (GO): protein homooligomerization; potassium ion transmembrane transport
Cellular component (GO): voltage-gated potassium channel complex; membrane
Molecular function (GO): delayed rectifier potassium channel activity; protein binding
Source: RefSeq, a predicted model, not a curated record